AUGAAAACAGCAGAAGAGCCAGCCCGGAGGCUUGAGCAGACCCUGGAGAGGCUGAGGAAGGAACUGGCUGAGAUGCAGAUCCAAGACCAGAAGCUCCUGCUCACCCUGCGGCAUCUUCACAGUGUCCUGGAGGAGCUGCGUUCCGAGAGUGCCCACUGGGAGGACGCCAUGUCCAGCAGAGGGACAUCGCCCAUCAGAGCUCGAGCAGGCUCCGAAGGCCGGGGUCAGCAGCCCCUGGCAUUUAGGCGGCUGGCCCAGCUCCUCCACGGGGCAGAUGGCCGACGAAGCUCCCUCCCUUAA
This is a messenger RNA of Pipistrellus nathusii (Nathusius's pipistrelle), 300 nucleotides long. Lineage: Eukaryota; Metazoa; Chordata; Mammalia; Chiroptera; Vespertilionidae. The record is from the annotation of a GenBank genome assembly.